AUGGGUAAAACCCCCACACAGCUGGUGACCAGAAGUGUCACAAGACUUCUACAACGACAAGUUAUAGCUGGAAGGCUGUGGUCCAAGGCCAUUUUUGCUGGCUAUAAACGGGGUCUCCGGAACCAGAGGGAUCACACAGCUCUUCUUAAAAUUGAAGGUGUUUAUGCUCGAGAUGAAACUGAAUUCUAUCUGGGCAAGAGAUGUGCUUAUGUAUACAAAGCAAAGAACAACACGGUGACUCCUGGUGGUAAACCAAACAAAACCAGAGUCAUCUGGGGAAAGGUAACUUGUGCCCAUGGCAACAGUGGCAUGGUCCGUGCUAAAUUCCGAAGCAACCUUCCUGCUAAGGCCAUUGGACACAGAAUCCGUGUAAUGCUGUACCCCUCGAGGAUUUAAACUUAACUGAAAAGCAAAUAA
This is a messenger RNA of Pteronotus mesoamericanus, 417 nucleotides long. Its product is annotated as 60S ribosomal protein L35a-like. NCBI's taxonomy places the organism in Eukaryota, Metazoa, Chordata, Mammalia, Chiroptera, Mormoopidae. Gene Ontology annotation, biological process: ribosomal large subunit biogenesis; cytoplasmic translation. The record is from RefSeq and is a predicted model, not a curated record. Gene Ontology annotation, cellular component: ribosome; cytosolic large ribosomal subunit. The coding region runs from base 1 to 396 and encodes 131 amino acids. The transcript is spliced from 2 exons. Gene Ontology annotation, molecular function: structural constituent of ribosome.